UGGGAGGAUGGGGGGAGUAAAGUGUGACCAAUAGAUUUCAGUGUUUGCAGCUAUUUUUCAGGCAUCUUCUUCAAUUCUUUGAUAGGAUGUUUUUUACAUACACACUUACAGCAGCAAACAUUUGUAAAGUUAUGGAACACACAUCCUAUAUGUCCAGGGCUGGCCAAUAGAAACCAUAUAAAGGUUCUUACUCAAAUCAGUCAGCCAUGGUGCUGGAUGGCAUGGAACUGAUUGCAAUUACUGUAGUCAUUGGCCUUUUUUUUGUCAUGUUCAAGCAGUUUGGUGUCUGGGAGCCCUUGUCAUUAGAUGGUAAGUAACAGGAACAGACUCCCCAGUCUCUUUUCUGAUCAAGGCCAUCAUAUUCCUCACAAAUAGACAUAAGCUAUUCGUACUGUGUUGUUGAUAGUUGACGCUACAUGAUUUCACUGUUGUCAACACAAUGCCUCAAAACACGAAGGUCUCAUGUCUUAUUACUGAUAGAUAGAAAUAGAAAAGACAACACUGUGGCCACCUGACUUAACCUGAUUGUGUGUUUCUCCCUUUCUCACCUCCUCACUUCCCUAUACUUCAAUCUCUUCCUCUCCCUUUUCCUCUCUCUGGUUGUUUGUAUAUCAUAGAUGGUGAGCACACACACAGUAGUAACUCCAUGUAUUCUUCAUUUCCUUUGUCUUGAUUAUGUAUGUUUUAAUCUGUGCCCCACUCUCUCAUUAUAUAUGUAUAUGUAUAUGUAUUUAUAUGUUGUCUCUCUGAGGGUUGCUUGUCUUCCACUCAUCAUCCUCAUCAUCCUUACUUUAUUAUCCACCAUCUUUUUGCUUUUAAAAAUGUUAUUGUGCUCCAUUGUCAUCCAAUCCCAUUUCUGUUACCCACCACACAAAUGUCUCUCCCUCCAACUUCUUUUGAUUAUCCUCACAUCUUCCUCUCCCAAUUUCAACCUUUCUCAUCCAUUUCUGUCCUAUUUUUGCCUCUCCCUGAAUCUGCAUUCUCCUCUCCCUUUCACCUCACCCCUUCUCCCGACUUUCCUUCCUUUCCCUGGGUUGUCCUCCUCUCCCUCUCUCCCUCUCCUCUCUCAAACAGAGAGUAGUGACUGUGAAUUGGAGCUUUCUACUGUUCGUCACCAGCCCGAAGGCUUAGAACAGCUCCAGGCCCAGACCCAGUUUACCAGGAAAGAGCUGCAGUCGCUCUACAGAGGCUUCAAAAAUGAGUGUCCUAGCGGGCUGGUGGAUGAGGAGACGUUCAAGACCAUCUAUUCACAGUUCUUCCCCCAGGGAGAUGCCACCACAUAUGCACAUUUCCUGUUCAACGCUUUUGACAUGGACAGAAAUGGCUCUAUCCGUUUUGAGGACUUUGUGAUUGGCCUAUCUGUACUGCUCAGAGGUUCAGAAACAGAGAAGCUCCAGUGGGCCUUCAAUCUGUAUGAUAUUAACAAGGAUGGCUGCAUCACCAAGGAGGAGAUGUUGGCCAUAAUGACGUCCAUCUAUGACAUGAUGGGCAGGUAUACCUCUCCUAGUGUACGAGAUGAUGACCCAUCUGAGCAUGUGGACAAGUUCUUUCAGAAAAUGGAUCGGAACAGAGACGGGGUGGUGACCAUCGAUGAGUUCAUAGAGACCUGUCAGAAGGAUGAAGAUAUAAUGGCCUCCAUAAAGCUCUUUGAGAAUGUAAUCUAGGUCUAGGACUGGUCAGAGAACACAGAUAUAUGUCAAGAUGACCUUUGAUUCCAAUAGCAGACCCUACAAGCCCCUCCGUACCUUGCCCCUCGCCGUUGGAUAAUAGAAGAUUAAUGACACAUCAAAAUGAGGACAGUAAACAUAAACAUGUGGAAUAGGGAAAUGUGACUCGAAACGUUUGACUCCACUAUGUAUGGGAAAACAAUCCCUAAAAAUGGCCCUGCUGACAGUUCUACUUUCCUUUCCUUUUUUUUCUCCAAUUUUUACAAACAACAUGCCACUGACUUUGAGUAAAGCCAGAGUGUUUAUGUAUGCGGACGACUCAACACUAUACACGUCAGCUACCACAGCGACUGAAAUGAUUGCAACACUUAACAAAGAGCUGCAGUUAGUUUCAGAAUGGGUGGCAAGGAAUAAGUUAGCCCUAAAUAAAAGCAUUAAAAAUAAGUUAGCCUAAAAAUAAAAGCAUUGUAUUUGGAGCAAAACACUCACCUGACCCUAAACCUCAACUAAAUCUUGUAAUAAAUAAUGUGGAAAUUGAGCUAGUUGAGAUGACUAAACUGCUUGGAGUAACCCCAGAUUGUAACCUGUCAUGGUCAAAACAUAUUGAUACAGUAGUAGCUAAAAUGGGGAGAAGUCUGUCUUUAACAAAGCGAUGUUCCGCCUUCUUAACAACACUAUCAACAAGGCAGGUCCUACAGGCCCUAGUUUUGUCGCACCUUGACUACUGUUCAGUCGUGUGGUCAAGUGCCACAAAAUAGGACUUAGAAAAAUUGCAAUUGGCUCAGAACAGGGCAGCACGGCUGGCCCUUGGAUGUACACAGAGAGCUAAUAUUAAUAAUAUGCAUGUCAAUCUCUCCUGACUGAAAGCAAAGGAGAGAUUGACUUCAUCACUUACAUAUCACUUACAUACUUUGAUUUAUGAGAAGUUUUGACAUGUUGAACGCACCGAACUGUCUGUCUACACUACUGGCACACAGCUCGGACACCCAUGCACCCCACAAGACAUGCCACAAGAGGUCUCUUCACAGUCCCCAAGUCCAGAACAGAUUAUGGGGAGGCACACAGUACUACAUAGAGCCAUGACUACAUUGGACUCUAUUCCGCAUCAAGUAACUGACACAAGAAGUAAAAUUUGAUUUAAAAAACACCUUAUGGAACAGCGGGGACUGUGAAGCAACACAAACACAGACACAUACCAACACACACAUACAUACACACACACACGAUAACAUGCGCACUCUACGUACAUACACAUGGAUUUAGUACUGUAGAUAUGUGGUAGUGGUGGAGUAUGGGCCUGAGGGCACACAAUGUGUUGUGAAAUCUGUGAAUGUAUUGUAAUGUUUUUAAAAUUGUAUAAACCGCCUUAAUUUUGCUGUACCCCAGGAAGAGUAGCUGCUGCUUUGGCAGCAUCUAAUGGGGAUCCAUAAUAAAUACAAAUACAAAUAGGAAUGGCAACAUAAGAAGUGAAAUGUUAGUACACUGUGCAGUAGCAUGUCUACUGCUCAUGCCUGAACCGAUUAUGAUACUUUGCAUGUUUGCCUGAGAGUAGUGUAAGUUAAUGUUAACACAGUUGAAUGUAAGUAUGAAUGUUAUUAUUGAGUAGCCUGAAACAAAUAUUAUUGUAUUUGUUUGUGUGUGUGUUGUAGGGGCUCAUAGUAAUGGGUGGAAUGGAAUAGAUGGAAAUGAAUCGAGCACAUCAAACACGUAUUUUGCUACCAUUUCAUUCCAGCCAUCAUUAUGAGCCAUCCUCCCGUCAGCAGUCUCCUGUGCACACAACAGCUUAGAAAUGUUAAAGUUUUUUACAUUUCUGUACCCUCAUGUAUAGUGUACAUAUAGCUCAUCAGCAUUAUGAUAGGAAGGUGGGAUUUAUUGAUUUUGCCAUAUCAUAUAGCUACUCGCACCAUUACAGACAGUACAUGCAAUCAUCUAUCAUACCGCCAUACUCCAAACCACCCCUCUACAGCCUAUGUCAUAAACUAACUGCAUACCUGGAGAGAAUGUAUUUCAAAAUGUUGUUGAAUAUCACUCUAAAUAAAAAAGGAACCUGCACAUCGCAUGAUAUUUCAUAUGUAAUUGUAUAUCACUUUCCUAAAAAUAGUUUUCCUGUGGCCUAAAAUGUUUAUGAAUUACAAUGUAAUUGGUACAGUUGAAGAUGACCUGUGCUUUGGCUCAUAUAUAAAGUCAAGGCUGUUUUCUACUAACAAGUUGAGUCAGUGUUUUUGUUCUCAAAUGCCGCAACAAAAAAAGUAAUGCUCUGCUGCAUUAUAUGGUGCAUUGGUGCAUUAUAUG
Messenger RNA from Oncorhynchus keta (chum salmon), 3959 nucleotides. Its product is annotated as calsenilin-like. Gene Ontology annotation, molecular function: potassium channel regulator activity; DNA-binding transcription repressor activity, RNA polymerase II-specific; RNA polymerase II cis-regulatory region sequence-specific DNA binding. The record is from RefSeq and is a predicted model, not a curated record. Bases 618 to 1664 code for a protein of 348 amino acids. Gene Ontology annotation, cellular component: voltage-gated potassium channel complex; nucleus. The transcript has 7 exons. NCBI's taxonomy places the organism in Eukaryota, Metazoa, Chordata, Actinopteri, Salmoniformes, Salmonidae. Gene Ontology annotation, biological process: negative regulation of transcription by RNA polymerase II; regulation of potassium ion transmembrane transport.